ACAGACCGGAAGCGCUCGUCCUGCGCGUGCGCGUGCGUCGUGCGUGGGGCUGCUCGGCAGCAUGUUUUUACGUUCUGCAUAAGAGCGUAUUUGUUUUGAUUUUUGUGUGGAAAACCAAAUUUGCUUCAAAAUGUUGGUGUUGUUCGAAACUCCGGCGGGAUACGCAAUCUUCAAGCUCCUUGAUGAAAAGAAGCUCAGUCAAACAGAAAACCUGUACCAUGAUUUUGAAACGCCUGAGGCGGCCAGUAAAGUGGUCAAGCUCAAACACUUCGAGAAAUUCCAAGAUACAACAGAAGCUUUGUCUUGCACUACAGCUGCAACGGAAGGAAAAGUGUCAAAAAUGCUCAAAAAAAUGCUGAAGAAGCAAGUUGCUGCUGCUGGUAUUCAGGAUCAGCUUCUUGUAGCCGAUGCCAAGCUCGGAAACGCUAUUAAGGAGAAGCUGUCUGUGUCUUGUGUGUCAAACACAGCAGUGCAAGAACUCAUGCGCUGUAUUAGGUCACAAUUGGACGGUCUCUUGGCUGGUUUGCCCAAGAAAGAAAUGACUGCAAUGGCCCUUGGUCUUGCCCACAGUCUUUCCCGUUACAAGUUGAAGUUCUCACCCGACAAGAUUGACACCAUGAUUGUUCAGGCUGUGUGUUUACUUGAUGAUUUGGAUAAGGAGCUCAAUAACUACAUUAUGCGGUGCAGAGAGUGGUAUGGAUGGCACUUCCCCGAGUUAGGAAAGAUUGUCACAGACAACACAGCAUUUGUUAAAACUGUGAAGCUCAUAGGAACCAGGGAAAAUACAUCAUCCACAGACUUAUCAGAUGUACUGUCUGAGGAUUUAGAAGCCAGAGUGAAAGAAGCUGCAGAAAUUUCCAUGGGUACUGAAAUUUCUGAUGAUGAUAUUUCUAAUAUUCAUAGACUUUGUGAUCAGGUCCUUGAAAUUUCAUCAUACCGUAGUCAGUUGUAUGAUUACUUGCGUACCAGAAUGAUGGCAAUUGCACCUAAUUUAACAGUGCUUCUUGGUGAUCUUGUAGGUGCUCGUCUUAUUUCCCAAUCAGGUUCCCUCAUCAAUUUGGCCAAAGCACCAGCAUCUACUCUUCAAAUUCUAGGUGCUGAGAAAGCUUUAUUCAGAGCCCUGAAAACCAAGAAAGACACUCCCAAGUAUGGUCUCAUCUACCAUUCGUCACUUGUAGCUACAGCCUCUGCGGCCAACAAGGGCAAGCUAUCUAGAAUGCUAGCUGCCAAAGCAUCUCUGUGCACCAGGCUGGAUGCCUUGGGGGAGGACAGUACCUUAGAGUUGGGAGCAGAGCACAAAGUUAAAUUGGAGUCUCGCCUCAGGUUAUUAGAGGAAGGCAAUUUGCGAAGACUGUCUGGCACAGGCAAGGCAAAGUCCAAGUUUGAGAAGUACCAAGGAAAGAGCCAAUUCAAGCAGUAUCCUACAGCUGCUGAUUCUACCUUACCCACUAAGAGAACACAUUCACAAUCGGAGGACCAGAAACCAUUAGUUGAGGAACUUGAGGCACCGAAGAAGAAGAUCAAGCUUGAGCCUGGUGUAUCAUCAGUAGAAGUUAAAUCUGAGCCUGAAGAUGAUGGUUCUUCCAAGAAAAAGAAGAAAAAGAAGAAGAACAAGGGAGGCGAUGAAGAAAUGCCAGUAGAAGAGCAAGUUGCUGAACCUACCAGUGAGAAGAAGAAGAAAAAGAAGAAGAAGAAAUCUGCUGAGGAAGAUGAUUAAUUUUACAAAUUUUUAUGCUGCUGAUAAUGUGUGCCAGGUCUUGGUGCUAUAUUUUCUUUAGUUUCAUUUUCAUUUUGUUCAGUUGUUGUACAUUGAACUUGGGAGGAGUGAUAAGUCUAUUGAGUUGUCAUGAGUUGUCAAUAGUGUGAUAAAAGCAGAAAAUAUUAAUUUUUCUAUUAAUUUGGUAUCAAAUAUUUCCUUUGUUAUGUGGUUGUGCACAUACAUUUGAUGUAUGCUUGUAUCAUUGUUUCAAUCUUUAUUUUGUUUGUGGAAUGGGUGAAAUAGUUUUUCAGUCUUGGACUUGAAUUCUAUUUGUUUGUAAAACUUGACCUGACCUGACCUGUGAAGUUUCCAAAUACAGACUUAAUGCUGUUUGAGA
Messenger RNA from Thrips palmi, 2096 nucleotides. It is a transcript of the gene nop5, whose product is annotated as nucleolar protein 58. The record is from RefSeq and is a predicted model, not a curated record. Gene Ontology annotation, cellular component: box C/D methylation guide snoRNP complex; small-subunit processome. Lineage: Eukaryota; Metazoa; Arthropoda; Insecta; Thysanoptera; Thripidae. Gene Ontology annotation, molecular function: snoRNA binding. Bases 131 to 1717 code for a protein of 528 amino acids. The transcript has 11 exons.